Messenger RNA from Drosophila willistoni, 1894 nucleotides. RefSeq names its product 6-phosphogluconate dehydrogenase, decarboxylating (gene Pgd). The transcript has 3 exons. Gene Ontology annotation, molecular function: phosphogluconate dehydrogenase (decarboxylating) activity; NADP binding. Gene Ontology annotation, cellular component: cytosol. Gene Ontology annotation, biological process: pentose-phosphate shunt, oxidative branch; pentose-phosphate shunt. The coding region runs from base 147 to 1598 and encodes 483 amino acids. Lineage: Eukaryota; Metazoa; Arthropoda; Insecta; Diptera; Drosophilidae. The record is from RefSeq and is a predicted model, not a curated record.
CGUUGUUAGCAAACGUCAGUUUUAGUUCAGUCGUCGGCGAACGCUACAGCGCAAUCAACAAGUGUGCGGCAAUAAACAAAUAUAUAAAUAAAUUAAUAUUUAAGCCAUAAAUUACAGCAACAACAACACAAAAAAAACUAAACAAAAUGAGCGGCAAAGCUGAUAUAGCCCUGAUUGGAUUGGCCGUAAUGGGCCAAAAUCUCAUAUUGAAUAUGGAUGAGAAGGGAUUUGUGGUCUGUGCUUAUAAUCGCACUGUGGCCAAGGUCAAAGAGUUUCUAAAUAACGAGGCUAAAGGCACCAAAGUGAUUGGUGCUGAGUCAUUGAAGGACAUGGUCGACAAGCUGAAAACUCCACGCAAAAUAAUGUUGCUGGUCAAGGCUGGCAGCGCUGUGGAUGAUUUUAUUGCUCAACUAGUGCCAUUGCUCUCCCGCGGCGAUGUGAUCAUCGAUGGCGGAAAUUCGGAAUAUCAGGAUACAUCUCGUCGUUGCGAUGAAUUGGCCAAAUUGGGUCUGCUCUAUGUGGGUUCAGGAGUGAGCGGUGGUGAGGAGGGAGCCCGUCACGGACCUUCUCUGAUGCCCGGUGGCCAUGAGGCGGCAUGGCCAUUGAUCAAGCCCAUCUUCCAGGCGAUUUGCGCCAAGGCCGACGGUGAACCGUGCUGUGAGUGGGUCGGCGAUGGCGGCGCCGGUCACUUUGUCAAGAUGGUGCACAAUGGCAUCGAAUACGGUGACAUGCAGUUGAUCUGUGAAGCAUAUCACAUAAUGCAGAGUCUGGGUCUGGAUGCCCCUAAAAUGGCUGAGGAGUUUGGCAAAUGGAAUUCCGCCGAAUUGGAUUCUUUCCUUAUUGAGAUUACGCGCGAUAUACUUAAAUACAAGGACAGCAAGGGACAUCUAUUGGAGCGUAUACGUGAUACAGCGGGACAAAAGGGCACUGGCAAAUGGACAGCCAUUGCAGCCCUACAAUAUGGUGUACCCGUGACCCUAAUCGGUGAGGCUGUGUUCUCGCGUUGUCUGUCCGCCCUCAAGCAGGAACGUGUGCAUGCAAGCAGUGUCCUUCAAGGACCCCCGGAGAGUGGCAAAAAGAAGGUGGCCAAUUUGGCCAAAUUCCUGGAUGAUAUUAAGCACGCCCUCUACUGUGCCAAGAUCGUUAGCUAUGCCCAAGGCUUUAUGCUAAUGCGUGAGGCGGCCAAAGAGAAUAACUGGCGUUUGAAUUACGGCGGUAUUGCUCUUAUGUGGCGCGGUGGUUGCAUCAUUCGCAGCGUUUUCCUGGGCAACAUCAAGGAGGCAUACACCAGACAGCCGCAGCUCUCCAAUCUUCUGCUCGAUGACUUCUUCAAGCAGGCCAUUCAACGGGGUCAGGCCUCGUGGCGUGAGGUUGUGGCCAAUGCCUUCCUCUGGGGCAUUCCAGUGCCAGCUCUCUCGACGGCCCUCAGCUUCUACGAUGGCUAUCGCACAGCCAAAUUGCCGGCGAAUUUGCUGCAGGCCCAGCGUGAUUAUUUCGGUGCCCAUACCUAUGAACUGUUGGGUGAGGAGGGUAAAUUCCAGCAUACCAAUUGGACGGGAACCGGUGGCAAUGUCUCAGCCAGUACUUAUCAGGCAUAGACCUCACACCCUAGGCAUAUAUCUAUAGAAGCAUAGAAAGUAGAAGUUAUACGCUCCCUUGCGAAAGCGAUCAACUUGCCAUUACUCAUACGACUGGGGGGUCGGCAGGGGAGUACAAAAUUUUUGUACAUUACCAAAUUACAUUCCAUGUCACACAGUUUAGCCGGGCUUUUCUUAAGUUCUUUCGUUUUUUCUGUUUUUUUUUUUUAAUCAAGUACUUUUUACUUUAGGGUAGGCCAGUACUUAUUUAUGUAAUUAAAAUAUAUAAUUUCUUUGUGUUGUAUUUUGUAUAAUAA